AUGUACCCCGUCCCCAGCAAGGCCCGUUACUCCGGGGCCCGCUUCUCCUUCAAGCUUCCGAGCGCACGCAUCACCGGACACGAUGCUUCGAUUGUGGUGACAGUAUGGGAGUCCUCCGACGGCCCCAGGGCAGUGCCUGGCCCGCACAACGCCGGCAAGAAGGAAAGGGCAAAGAAGAAGGCGGCGGAGGUGGUGGUGGAGGCGGCGGUAAUGGAGGUGGAGGAGAAAAGCAAGGAGGAGGCAACGGAGGAGGUGGGCAGCGUGGCGGAGGUCAGCCCGAAGGCCCUGACCGACCAAACUCUCCACAGGGCGGUGGCUCAGGUCGACCUCCUCCCAAUGAUGGUGGACGAGGAGGACCCGAUCCAAACAACGAUGGCCGCGGGGGGCAGGGUCCCAACGGAGGCAACGGACAAGGACGAGGCCAAGGACGACCACCAUCGCCGCAAGGCGGCCCAAAUCCCGAUGAUUUUCAAAGAGAGGCCAAUGGACCCCCGAAUGGAGGGCCACCGGGAGGUUCACAAAACCAAAACCAGAACCAAGGGGGCAAUAGAAAUCAAGGGCAAGGCCAAGGGCAGAGUAAUCAGAACGGAAACCAGAACCCAGGCAACCGAGGACAAGGCCAACAGAACCAAGGCCAGAACCAAAACCAAAACCAAAAUCAAGGGCAGAACCAAGGGACAGAAUCCCAACGAGAACAACAACAACAACAACAACAAUAACAACAACAACAAUAACAACAACAAUAAUAAUAACAACAAUAAUAAUAAUGGGAACAACAACCAGUCCAAGUCAGAGGAAUCUAAGUCGACGACGCAAGAGCAAACCUCGACAGCUGAGCAGACGACAACCUCCACCCCCCAAGCUGAGCCUACAGAACAGCCUCCUCCUCCUCCCCCUCCUGCUGCUGCUGCUCCCUCACAAGAAGUACCGCCUCUCGCAGCCCAACCACCGCCGCCACCACCACCUCCAGAACAAACCUCGACAUCUUCAUCUUUGACCUCGACUUCUUCGACCUCAAGUACACCCAUAUCAACUAGCACGACGCAGCAGCAAAUACCCGCCUCUUCUUCACUCAGCGUCUCAACACCGCCUCUCGCUGCCCAGACCCAAGUCUCACUCUCACCACAGACAACUCCUCCACCUGUACCACUGCCCGUUGUCGUACCACCCUCCGCCUCGGGCUCCUUGGUUGCCGAGCUCGCUCCGACUCCGUCUCUGGCAUCAGCUCCUCUUCCAUCCGCACUCGCCAACAGCAACGAUGCUACUUCACCCGGGCCUGUCAUGUCCUCUGGAAAGAUGGCAGGAAUCGCUGUCGGCAGUGUUUCUGCUGUGGCAAUGAUCGGCACUUUGAUCCUGAUCCUUUUCCGACUCAGGAGGAAGGGUUACCUGCGAUCAUUCAAACAGCCGUUUAAGAGUGUCCGGGGUGGAUUCAUGGGGCGCGGGAAGAGACUCCCAAGCCGAACAUCUACUCCUGAGCCAGAAAUGACCGAGUCCCGCAUGGCCCCAGCAGGAAGACUGAGCAGGGUUCGAUCACCAUCCGCAUGGGAUCACGACGAUGAUGACUUGGCUUCCCCUUCGAUCCUCGAGAGGCCACUGCCCAUCAUCCAAAAGUCUUUGAAGGGCUUGGUUAGCCGUGGUGGAUCGAAGACAAAGACUUCUGACCAGGACUUGGACGGCUUCUUCGUCGGAAGCACGCUGUCGCCAGUACCUGAAGUUCGAUCGGUAAUAUCGCGGACCGACGAACCCAUCGUACCGCCGUCACCUACUGCACAGGUGACGGAGUCGCGCGAGCCAUUGGCACAACAGCUCGAGCCUGCAGCUUCCGUGAACUGCCCGGUGCAAAAACUACAGAACAAACUUCGCUUGCACAAUUCAACCGAUCCGCGUCCGUGUACGAAACACCCACACCUCGGCCGUCCCGCGGAUCGAGGCAGCGUUUCAUCUGUGUCGUCGUGUACGACGUGCGGCGGCUCCUCACCCAGGGAAAGCCGGUUCUCCUUUGCCUUCCUCCUGCAGCCACCCCUGGACUUGUUCAAAUCCAAGAGAGGCUCUUCGGAUGAUGAAAGCAGGAAGUCAGGCUGGUCGUUGUGGUUCAGGGCGGAUGAUGGCAAGAAGGAUAAGCCGGAACAGAGUACUAUGCAAGAGAAAAGAUGA
This is a messenger RNA of Diaporthe amygdali, 2154 nucleotides long. RefSeq lists its product as uncharacterized. The record is from RefSeq and is a predicted model, not a curated record. Bases 1 to 2154 code for a protein of 717 amino acids. Lineage: Eukaryota; Fungi; Ascomycota; Sordariomycetes; Diaporthales; Diaporthaceae. The transcript has 4 exons.